This is a messenger RNA of Lathyrus oleraceus (garden pea), 987 nucleotides long. RefSeq lists its product as uncharacterized. Bases 1 to 987 code for a protein of 328 amino acids. The record is from RefSeq and is a predicted model, not a curated record. The transcript is spliced from 3 exons. NCBI's taxonomy places the organism in Eukaryota, Viridiplantae, Streptophyta, Magnoliopsida, Fabales, Fabaceae.
AUGGAUAAUUUAGAACCAGAGAACCGUGUACUUAAGGAAGAGGUUUCUAGACUCACCGCUCUUAUGGAUUCUCUCAUUGUAGCUCAGAGUCAAACGGCUCCAACUCUUGCAACUCCGCAACAGCGGACAGUCAUCUUAGAGAUCAUCUCAAUGCCAGUGUUUGUGGUUUCUAUCAACCAGCAUGCGCACUCCAUGCAUGCCGGAUUCCCGUGGGGAAUGCCUCUGAAUUAUGUGCCUGAGGGUUAUGCUUCUAUUGUUUCUCCUAUGUCGACAUCUCUCCCGGUCAUGUCGACUCAUUCUUCUGUUGUGCAUGUUAUGCCAUGUGUUAAAGAGACUAUCUAUCAUUCUAAACCGUUUGAGGGUCCAGAUGUGUAUGAGAAAAUGGAUGAAAUUAAGGAUCAAUUUCAAGAGCUGAGAAAGAAAAUGAAGACCCUGAGGGGGAAAGAUUUGUUUGGGAAAAGUGAUGUUGAACUUUGCUUAGUGCCCGACGUGAAAAUCCUUGUUAAGUUCAAGAUAGAUAAUGAUCGUUUGCUCAUCCAUUAUUUUCAAGACAGCUUAAUCGGUGCCGCUCUCCGUUUGUACAUGGGUCUAGACAGUGGCAGCGUUCAAGCUUUUAAUGACUUAGGUGAGGCCUUCGUUAAGCAGUAUAAGUAUAACAUGGAUAUGGAGCCAGAUCGUGACCAGUUACGUGCUCCCAGUGACUUCAAUAAAAUGGUGAACAUGGGGAUGCGUCUAGAAGAAGGUGUUUGUGAGGGCUGUUUGUCUAGAGAAGAAAUGUCUACUAGCAAGAAGUAUGGGGAUGGUUUCUCUAAGAAGAAUGAGGGAGAAACCAAUUCAGUAUAUGUGGGAAGGCAAAGGAGACCUUAUAUGAAGAAAAAUCUCAAAUCUCAUCAGCAACAUCAUCAAGUAUCCUCUGUUAUUCUAGUAUUUAUAAACAAUUAUGCAGUUCUAUCAGCACUAGUUCAACAACAACAACAACAACAAUAA